This is a messenger RNA of Cataglyphis hispanica, 2744 nucleotides long. RefSeq names its product glutamate receptor ionotropic, kainate 2-like. Gene Ontology annotation, biological process: monoatomic ion transport; modulation of chemical synaptic transmission; synaptic transmission, glutamatergic. Gene Ontology annotation, molecular function: glutamate-gated receptor activity; transmitter-gated monoatomic ion channel activity involved in regulation of postsynaptic membrane potential. The coding region runs from base 72 to 2678 and encodes 868 amino acids. Gene Ontology annotation, cellular component: plasma membrane; postsynaptic membrane. The transcript has 16 exons. The record is from RefSeq and is a predicted model, not a curated record. Lineage: Eukaryota; Metazoa; Arthropoda; Insecta; Hymenoptera; Formicidae.
UAAAAUAUGACGUGACUAUUUAAUUAUUGAAGUAUUUUUCUGCUUUAUAUAAUAAUUAUAAUGGUCGAGAAAUGCUACUUCUGUACAUUAUUGCUGCAUUUAUAUCCCAUAUUUUGGGAUUUCCAAGAAGAAUUCCUAUUGGAGGUAUAUUCGACAGCGAUGAAAUGAUUCAAAGAGCGUUUGAGAUAUCAAUCAAAGCAGUGAAUAAAAAUAUCACUGUCUCCGAAGACGCUAUGGGCGUAUUAUUAACACCCAGAACCGAGAAAAUCAACAAGAAUACUUUCCACGUAGCAAAGAUAGCGUGCAAAUUGAUAAACAGCGGAGUAGCCGGAAUAUUCGGUCCCCAGAAUAAACUAACAGCGAACCACGUUCGAAGUAUGUGCGAUACCUUGGACAUACCUUAUAUUACCGCCAGAUGGGAUUCCGAAUCAAAACGCAGCAACGUGAUAAAUUUGUAUCCACACCCUGACAUGCUUUCCAUGGUUUUUCAGGAUUUAAUAAAAGAAUACAAAUGGGAAGAAUAUGCAAUACUUUACGACAACACAGAUGGCCUGAUUCGCAUGAGUCGUCUGCUAAAAUUGCCAAACGUGAAUACCAUUUCCGCCAUGGUGUUCCAUUUGGGAAGUGGACCAAAUUUUAGGCAAGCUAUAAAAGAAGUAAAAGAAUCCGAUUACAGAAAUAUCAUAAUCGAUUGUUCGUAUGACAUUCUUGCGUCCGUUCUUGAUCAAGCACUGCAAGUCGGGAUACUAUCAGAAAAAUAUAAAGUGAUCGUUACUUCUUUGGAUUUGCAGACUCUGGAUUUAGAACCAUAUCAAUAUUCCGGAGUGAAUAUAACGGGCGUUCGUUUAAUCAACCCGGAAAAUUCAAUUGUUCAACGUACUCUCCAAUCCCUUAAUUGGAAUUUAACGAGCGCUUCUCACUUAAAAGUGGAAGCGGCGCUCGCUUACGAUGCGGUCCAACUUUUUGCGAGCGGUUAUGCGCGAUUACGCAACAGCGUUAACGGAAGUAUUAAGAAAUUAUUUUGCAAUCGUACGGAAAUUUGGGGACAUGGUUUCAGCUUGAGCAAUUAUAUGCGAAGCGAGCAAAUAAACGGAUUGAGCGGAAUGAUAAAAUUCGAUACCGCCGGAUUCCGGAGUGAAUUCCAACUCGACAUUGUAAAUCUGAAAAAUCAAGGAUUGCGAAAGAUCGGGAGAUGGGAAACGAAUGUUGGUAUUCAAUGGAAGCGGGGAUAUAGAAUUCCUAAAGUGGACGAUGAGAAGACUUUACAUGACAAACAUUUCCUUGUCCUGAUAUCGUUAACAGACCCAUAUGGGAUGCUUAAAGAAUCAGCCAAUAUGACAAUUGGAAACGAUCGAUACGAAGGCUUUGCGAUCGAUAUAAUUCACGAAAUGAGCAAGAUAUUGGCAUUUAAUUACACCUUCGAAGUUCAGGCCGACAACAUGUAUGGAUCAUUUAAUGAAAAAACCGGCCAGUGGAACGGCAUGUUAGGAAGAAUAAUCGCUGGCACAGCGGAUUUAGCGAUUACAGAUCUGACGAUCACGGCGGAAAGGCUGAAGGCGGUAGAUUUUACGAAUCCAUUCAUGAAUUUAGGUAUAAGCAUUCUCUAUAGAAAACCAACGACUGCUCCUCCGAACUUACUAUCCUUCCUGGGACCGUUCUCGAAAGACGUGUGGGUAUAUUUGAUCGUAGCUUACAUCGUCGUAUCAAUAUUAUCAUUCGUAAUCGGGAAGCUCUGUCCUGUCGAAUGGACAAAUCCAUAUCCUUGCAUCAAAGAGCCCAAAGUUUUGGAAACGCCUUUCACUUUUAUGGACACUCCGUUCUUGAUAAUCGGAGCCUUACUCAAGUCUCCCACCGGAUUUGCACCUGCAGGAAUAUCAACAAGAACUUUAGCUAUUGCGUGGUGGUUUUUCACUUUGAUCAUUACAUCGACGUAUACCGCCAAUCUGGCGGCCGCCUUAUCCACGAAAUCCGUUGUGUGGCCUUUUAAGACUGCGGAAGAAUUGGCUUAUCAGCAAAAAAUUAAGUACGGCGCGAAAAAAGGCGGAUCGACGCUCUCGUUCUUUAAAGACUCCUCGCAUAAAUCGUACAAAAUUAUGUUUAAUUACAUGCAGAAGCAUGCUGACGAGGUGCUUAUGGAAAAGAACGAACAGGGCGUAUGGAAGGUGCAGCAAGAGAAUUAUGCAUAUUUCAUGGAGUCCUCGUCAAUUGAAUAUAUUAAGCAGAGAAAGUGUAAUGUAACGGGGAUCGGUGGGCUUUUAGAUAGCAAAAGCUACGGGAUAGCGAUGAAAAAAGCUGCACCUUAUCGCUCAGACCUCAGCAGAGCUAUAUUAAAACUGCAGGAAAACGGCAUGAUCAAUGAGCUGUAUGAGAAAUGGUGGAAACAGAAGCGAGGCGGCGAUGAAUGUAAAGAAAAGGUAGAAGUCAAAGUGGACGCCUUAAAUUUUGAAGAUGUCAAGGGAGUAUUUUUAAUUAUGACAAGCGGCAUCAUGUUGUCAUGGCUUUUGGCGGGAUGGUCAUUUCUUUGGAACAUUCGAAGUCUUGCAAUUGAAUAUAACGUAUCUUACAAAAAUCAGAUGAUAGAAGAAUUAAAAUUUUUAGCUAAGUGCAGCAACAAGAAGAUCAUCAAAAGAAGAAAGACAUCCCUUGAGACGAUUGGAAGCAAUAGCACCGAUUCUUAAUAAAGGUACAUGUUACAUCUGUAGCAAGUCUUAUAUGUAAAAAGAGAUUAAAUUCAAAGAUUAAAG